UCUACUUCAGCGAUGUCUCUGCAUGUGGGAGCAUUUUUUUACUUCAGAAAAAGCACAAUGAUAAUGGUGUAGAUAUCACUUCACAUCAGUCCUGCGAUUAAACAAUCGUGAAGUAUGGAGCGCUCCAGUCAGUUCAAGCCGACUCCUGCGCUCUACGGAGGGCUGCUGAAUAUUUCAACAAACGACACAAAUGUGAACUACACAUCUAAAGCCGAGGAGAAAGACGCAAAUCUUGUUUUCCAGGCAGGUCUGGCAGUAACCUUAUCCGUUAUAACUUUCGCCACAACAUUAUCGAAUGCGUUCGUCAUAGCAACAAUUUAUCAGUCCAGAAAGCUGCACACUCCGGCGAACUUCCUUAUUGCUUCGCUGGCAGUCACCGACCUUUUAGUGUCGAUUUUGGUGAUGCCCAUAAGCGCACUGUACACGGUAAGCCACACAUGGACUUUGGGGCAAAUUAUAUGUGACAUUUGGUUAUCUUCUGAUAUCACGUGCUGCACCGCAUCAAUUCUUCACCUGUGCGUAAUUGCCUUGGAUCGUUACUGGGCUAUAACGGAUGCAGUAGAGUACUCCAAAAAGCGCACCCCGGCGCGCGCAGCGGGAAUGAUUGCUACCGCCUGGGUGAUCGCUAUCUCAAUUUCAUUGCCGCCCUUGUUUUGGCGUCAGGUCAAAGCGGGGGAGUUGACCAGCUGCAGUGUGAACACUGACCACAUUUUCUACACUAUCUACUCAACCUUUGGGGCUUUCUACAUACCCACCCUGCUGCUCAUAGUCCUCUACGGUAGGAUCUACGUGGAAGCCAGAAAACGCAUCUUGAAACAGUCGCCCAAAAAGGCAGGGAAAAGACUUACUUCAGCGCACUUGAUCACAAACUCACCGGGAUCCGUGGCUUCUACAACGUCUCUGAACUACGGGACAACCGAAACCUCCUCGUGCGACACCGGCUCCUCGGCUAGCGCAAACCCGGUCAAAGUGACCGUGUCUGACGCACUUUUGGAAAAGAAGCGCAUCUCCGCUGCCAGGGAGAGAAAGGCGACUAAAACUUUGGGAAUAAUACUGGGCGCCUAUAUUAUAUGUUGGCUGCCCUUCUUCAUUUACACGCUAUUAGUGCCUAUCUGUACGAGUUGCACUUUCCAUCCCGAAUUGUUUGACAUCUUCACCUGGCUAGGCUACCUUAACUCUUUAAUCAAUCCAAUCAUUUACACGAUGUCUAAUGAAGACUUCAAAAAGGCUUUCCACAAACUCAUACGUUUCAGGUGUUGUAGAUCAUGAGAUAUUCCCAUUUUGUGGGUAUG
This is a messenger RNA of Megalops cyprinoides (Indo-Pacific tarpon), 1292 nucleotides long. Its product is annotated as 5-hydroxytryptamine receptor 1B-like. Gene Ontology annotation, molecular function: G protein-coupled serotonin receptor activity. Gene Ontology annotation, biological process: regulation of behavior; chemical synaptic transmission; adenylate cyclase-activating adrenergic receptor signaling pathway. Lineage: Eukaryota; Metazoa; Chordata; Actinopteri; Elopiformes; Megalopidae. Gene Ontology annotation, cellular component: plasma membrane. The record is from RefSeq and is a predicted model, not a curated record. The coding region runs from base 115 to 1269 and encodes 384 amino acids. The transcript has a single exon.